GGGGGUCAGCGUCCAGUGCCGUCCUGGCUGUGAGGUAGCAGAGGAUGAAAUGUUAAUCUCUCCACCACCGGUGCAGGAGCGCGCAGCGGGGGGGGGGGUGCAUGCUUUGCUGCAGCCCUGCUCCCUGCAUGCGACCCCGGGACCGUCCACCUCCGUCUGCCUCCCAGCUCAUUGUUUGCUCGGCCAAUACAUUAGCGGCGACGCGCGUCACCUUGAUCGACGAGCGCUCGGAAUUUAAAUAGCCCCUCAAACACCAAUCUGUCACCGGCUUAAGGGAUAAGGACAAAUGCCUAACUGGCUGACCUGUGGCCACGUGACAGCAGCCGUUCAUUGAUAUCGGUCAGUGCGCACCCCACCUCCUCCCAGCACUGAUAAGGAUAGAGUAUAGGUAAAGGUUGUCACGGUCACUUUGGGCAAGGGUGGGUUGGAGGGUGUUUGUUGGAGUGGACGGUCCCUCGGCACCUGGAGAGCGAUGCCACAAUGAGCAGCUUCUUAGACUACUCGGCGAUGAGCGGAGAAGGUGGUUCGUGCUCCAUCAGGGCUUUCCACUCGGACCACGGGAUUACAACUUUUCCGUCCUGCGGGGCUGCUGUGAGCAGCUGCGGGGCGGAUGAGCACUUCAUGGCAAACAGGACUUCUCCUGACAGCGUCCCCAAUCCGCCGGGGUCUUACCAGUCUACUGCAAACACUUUGGGUCUCUCCUACGGUGCCCACCCAGCCUGCAGCUCCAGCUAUGGGCCCCAAAGUUUUUGCGCCACAUACAACCACUACACGCUGAACCAGGAGGUGGAGUCCGGAGCUGCAUUCCCCCAGUGCGGUCCACUGAUUUUUUCGGGCAAUCUGUCCUCCUCUAUGAUUUCUCAGCACCGACACGGUUACAGUGCCACCCCACUGGGCCAGCUGCAGUAUAGCCACGCUGCCUAUGGAGGCGGACACGAGCAAGCGCCCCCUUACCCCGGGGGCUCAAACCCAAUGUCACCUCUGCACGCAGCUCACCUGGACGCUUGCUGCUCACCUCUGUCGGAGGGCGCCUCCUCUGCGCAGACUUUUGACUGGAUGAAGGUCAAGAGGAAUCCACCGAAAACAGUGCGCUCCGGAGAAUACGGUUACGGAGGCCAGCCGAACACGGUCCGGACCAACUUCACCACCAAGCAACUCACAGAACUCGAAAAGGAGUUCCACUUCAACAAGUACCUGACCCGGGCGCGCCGCGUGGAGAUAGCGGCCGCGCUGCAGCUGAAUGAGACUCAGGUGAAAAUCUGGUUCCAGAACCGGAGGAUGAAGCAGAAAAAGCGGGAGAAGGAGGGUUUGCUGCCGGCAAAAGUGCCACCAGCGGAACCGGAGGAGAGCAUCCCAGAGAAGAUGGACGAUGCGGGAUCUGAAAGGUCGACCUCAUCUUCACCUCCCACUCCCUCCCCCUCAUCCUCAACGGUGUCUUCCACGAGCACUGACAAUUACACCUCCAACUGAAUACAAACUCUUUAUCUCUUCAGGCCAUGUGAGCCUUUAUACCAAAGUUAAAGUGUGUUUUUUGGGUGGUAUAUGCGUGGGCAGAUGUAAAGGUUUGGGACAUUUUCCACUUAAAAGCUUUAGAGUUGUUGCGUAUUCUUUCACAUGUCUGCAAGAAGCAGCAAUGUCCAGUCGUGACCUGAGAUGUGUUUAUUUGCUCUGAAAAUGUGGAGGGUCUGCCACCCCGCACACCCCUGACCUAGUGCUUUUCUUUAAAUAAUAAAGUGACAAAUCUGCACACACAAAGAUACCUCAAAAGAAAAUGUGCCAAAGUUGUGCGCUACCGGCCACGGCCGCUGCUGUUAAUGGGGCAUCACGCAAUCAACGAGAUGACCUCGUUUAUUUAUCGUUAGGGAAUGAAUAGUUACAGUAGCUGUUUAAUCGAUGUCACUUCUGUCUUUUAUUUUUUUUGUCUGUGCGUGCGUGUGCGUGCGUACGUGUGUGUGCGUGUUGGCCGUUUUCGUGUACUGUACGGGAUUUGCAUGGUGCGUAAAGCGUUCAUGUAUCACCAGUGGGGCGCUGAGUUUUAUCAGUCGCGGAGCAGGUCCUUCAGGGCUGUGAAAGGCUUUUAUGUGUUUUUUUCCACGUGUUCAAGUGGGACGAACGCAAAGUGUUUUGUCCAGAGAGAAGUUUACGGGUCAAUCAUGUGCAUUAAAGUGCGUUUAAAUAUAAA
This is a messenger RNA of Fundulus heteroclitus (mummichog), 2182 nucleotides long. It is a transcript of the gene hoxa1a, whose product is annotated as homeobox A1a. Gene Ontology annotation, biological process: regulation of transcription by RNA polymerase II. Lineage: Eukaryota; Metazoa; Chordata; Actinopteri; Cyprinodontiformes; Fundulidae. The record is from RefSeq and is a predicted model, not a curated record. Gene Ontology annotation, molecular function: DNA-binding transcription factor activity, RNA polymerase II-specific; RNA polymerase II cis-regulatory region sequence-specific DNA binding. The transcript is spliced from 2 exons. Bases 481 to 1470 code for a protein of 329 amino acids. Gene Ontology annotation, cellular component: nucleus.